This is a messenger RNA of Funneliformis caledonium, 183 nucleotides long. Lineage: Eukaryota; Fungi; Glomeromycota; Glomeromycetes; Glomerales; Glomeraceae. The record is from the annotation of a GenBank genome assembly.
AUGUUGAGUGCUUCUACUUUCCCUCAUGCAAGAAAAAUAUUUCUACCGUUACCUAAGUCCCAGCAAACUCGUGAACAACAAAGAAAGCAUCUUAAAACUACUUCUUUACCUCCUUUAUCAAGUAUUCCUGACAACUCCAACAUAAAGAAAUAUUUGUUUGAUUCGGCUAUCACACAAGCAAGG